Messenger RNA from Cololabis saira (Pacific saury), 957 nucleotides. RefSeq lists its product as uncharacterized. The transcript has 5 exons. The coding region runs from base 86 to 883 and encodes 265 amino acids. The record is from RefSeq and is a predicted model, not a curated record. Lineage: Eukaryota; Metazoa; Chordata; Actinopteri; Beloniformes; Belonidae.
CAGGUGAAUCAGCUCUAAACCACUUCUGCCUCCACACCGACGUUCUCCGCCACCAACCCAGUUUAACCGUUGUGUAAAAGGUUUGAUGGAGGACGUGAUGGAGUGGGAGGUGACGGAGCAGGACGUGGUGGAGCGGGAGGUGAUGGAGCUGGGCGUGAUGGACCGGGCCAGGGUGGACCAGGUGGAGUUCCGGAGCCGGGGCCAGAGUAACAAAGAGUACUGGUUCAAAUGGAGGAGGAACCGGAUCACGGCCUCUGUGGCUCAUUACAUCGCUCGCUCCCGCUUUGCCAACGGGAGGAGCAGAGCCCCGCCUGCCUCGUACCUGGCUCUAAUCACAGGUGAGGGGCCCGGAGUCAAGACCAGAGCCAUGACCUGGGGCAUCGAUAAUGAGGCCAGGGCCAUCCGCCAGUACAAGCUGGAGACGGCGAUGCUGGGCCGGAAGGUCUGGGUCCAGAAAUGUGGACUCUUCAUCGACCCCCAGAAUCCCUGGUUGGGUGCCAGUCCCGACGGCAUCGUGAUGAACAGACGCAGAGGCCAGCGGCUGCGCGUCCUGGAGGUCUAUUGUCCCUACAAGCAUCGCCACAGUUCGGUGGCGGACGCCUGCAGGGUCAACCGCGACUUCUGCCUGGAGAUCCAGAAAGGAUCAGGACGGCCCGUCUACCGCCUGAAGCCGAAGCACCGCUACUUCACGCAGGUGCAGGUCCAGAUGGCGGUGACGGGGCUGCCGCAGGCCGACUUCGUCGUCUUCACACUGAAGGAGACCGUCAUCGUCCAGGUGGACUUUGACGCCGAGUGGUGGGAGGAGACGCUGCCCAAGCUGGACCGGUUCUACCGGGAAGCCGUCUUGCAGAAGGGGCUGCGGCCCAAGAUGCAGGAUCCGUAGAACCGGCACCGGAGUUCUGCUGCGCGUAGUGUUCUGAGCAUCUAUUAACCACUGUGUUCUGUGAUGACGUCAGU